Messenger RNA from Saitoella complicata NRRL Y-17804, 2079 nucleotides. RefSeq names its product DNA/RNA polymerase. Bases 1 to 2079 code for a protein of 692 amino acids. The record is from RefSeq and is a predicted model, not a curated record. The transcript has a single exon. Gene Ontology annotation, biological process: translesion synthesis. NCBI's taxonomy places the organism in Eukaryota, Fungi, Ascomycota, Saitoellomycetes, Saitoellales, Saitoellaceae. Gene Ontology annotation, molecular function: damaged DNA binding; DNA-directed DNA polymerase activity.
AUGAUUCAAUCCAAUAACCAUAUCAUCAUCCAACUCGACCUGGACUUCUUCUAUGGCCAAGUCGAACAACUCGCGAAGCCCUCCCUCCGCGCCCUGCCGUUUGGCAUUCAGCAGAAGCAAAUUAUUGUGACGUGCAACUACCUUGCUCGCGAACGAGGUGUUGGCAAAUUGCAGUUGGUGACCGGUGCGGUGAAGGCUUGUCCUGACCUGGUCAUCGUCAAUGGAGAGGACUUGAAUCGGUACAGAAAGGCUAGUCGGGACAUCUUUGGGCUUGUCCGCAAUCUGGUAGGGGAUGAAUGCGCGGUAGAAAGGCUGGGAAUGGACGAACUAUGGAUUGAUGUCACGUUGCUUGUGGAAAGAGCGCUCAUGGACCGCAGUGCAUCCUGGAUAUCCGGCGAGGAUCACAGAGGCUGGGCAGGGCAUAUGAUCGAUUUAAACGGGGAUCGUCUCUACACCCCCGAAGCAACUACAGACACAACCCAAUUCACAGACGAGGAGGCCCUUUACCUUGCCUCCCAUCUCGCCCGAUAUGUGCGCGACCAACUCCAUGAACAAGUCGGUUUCACCUGCUCUGCCGGCAUUGCAACCUCUAAACUCCUUUCCAAGCUCGCAGCUGCCGAACACAAACCCGCUGACCAGACCCUUAUAAUGCCUGAAGCUUACGAAUGCUUCUUGAGAGGUAUGCAAGUGAAGAAGCUGAACGGGUUUGGGUAUAAGACGCUGAAGGUGUUAUAUGAGAAACUCGGUGCGCGGGCGCCUCAAAGGGAGGAAGUGGUGGAGGACGAUGUGGUGGAUGAGGAUGAUUUGGAGAGAAAUUGGGAGAACUAUAAACCGCAGGAUAAAGCCAAGACGGAGUUGCUGGAUGUUUACAAAGACACUCAGUUGACUGUGGGAUAUGUCAUCGAAAACAGCUCACUUUCGGAGUUUCAGGUUUGGUUCGGAGCCGAGCAAGGACUGUUUCUGUGGAAUCUACUACGAGGUAUCGAUAUGACACCAGUGAAAGCAUCGCCGCUCUACCCUUCCACCAUCUCCAUCGAAGAUUCAUUCCUCCAUUGCAGCAGGAUGCUUGACGCUUCCCGCCGGCUCCUCGAACUUACCAUCGACCUCCUAGAUCGCCUCGAGAUGGAGCUUUACGAUCAAGCCACCGAUCGCUGGGCAAAAUACCCACGCACACUCCGCUUAACCGUUCGACUUCGUUCACCAAACCGAGUCAAAGGUGAAGAAUGGCGCGAUAAACGGGAAGGAAGGAGCGCGAAAUUACCGGUUGAGGUAUUUGAGGUUACACGGAUGACGAAGGAAGAGAGAGCCGCCAGACUGUUGAAUGGUACCAUUAUGGGACUGUUCAAGAAGAUGGUCGGUGAGAAGGAGUGGGACUGUUCUUUGUUCAAUCUAGCGGUGGUGAACUUGGAGAAUAAGAGGCCGAUGGCAAGUAUUGGGAGUUACUUCGCAGGAGGACCAAGUAGUCACCAUCUGUCGACGCAAGUGACCCUGAUACGCCCGGCUGAGGUGGAUGAAGAAGUCUGGGACUCGCUCCCUGAUGAGAUGAAGCGUGAGAUUUCGAAUGAGUACAAGCGUGAUCAGGAGGGGUUCGCCGGCCGGGCGGAUGGGGUUGCCAUUAAGCGGAACGCGGAAGACGGCAUAUCAGAGAGGCCAGCGGCAAAGAAGAGAGGGGGAACAGGCAUUGCAGGGUUCUUCAAAGCGCCUCCGCCAGCAGUCAAAGCUUCACUUGUCAUUCAUGCGAGUCCGCCAAGGCCACCGGAGGUCGAUGAAGAAGUAUGGGCCUCUCUGCCAGCCGACCUGAAGGCGGAAAUAUCUGCGGAUUAUGAGGCAAAGAAACCGGGGUCGAUCGCCGAGAUGGAUGAACGUAAUGGAAUCAAGGCAGGCUAUGUUGCUUCACGAGGUGUUGCCGUAAAAGUGCCCGUAACCCAUGGGCUCGACGACCCUGUAGACUCCGGCUCCGACCGUGGGAGUGUUCGGAACGAAGCCGACGGCGACGCUUUUACAUGUCCAUCAUGCGGAUCCAUCCUCCCUAUGUUUGUCCGUGCUGCACAUCUAGCAUAUCACGAAGAAAUCCAAUAA